CAAGAGAGAGUUUACAUUACUGAAAAUGGCGGAUGACAUCGAUGACUUGUUGGAUGAAGUUGAGUCAAAGUUCUGUGAUAAAAAGGCAAAGAAACGUGUCACUAAAACUGCAAGCGAAACACAAAGACCAAAUUUGAAGAAAGGGAAUAGUUCUUCAAAUACAUCCUGGGCAGGAAGUGAUCUUUCAGAUGCAGUAAGAGACAUUCUUGAUGAAGAUGGAUUGGAUCUUGAGCCAACGAAUCUGACAAAGAAGUCAUCAGUGGUUGCAAACAAUGCUGGAAUAAAAUGUUUUCCAAUAUUCAUCGCAGGGUCCUCAAGAUCUGUAAAAGACAAGACACAAAGGGUCUGUGACAGGCUUCACUGUACAACAUGUGAUAACAAAGUUGUCUAUUUUGAGAAUUUUCAGUGGAAUAAUAGCUGUGAUUAUCUAUUUUUCCGUAAUAAUUAUCCUGACUUUAGUAAGCUGAAAGGCAAUUUGAUACCUGAUCAAGGAUCUCGGGCCUAUUGUUGUCAAUGCAGUUGGACAGCAGUGAAGACAUUGGUGAAUUUGAAUCAACACACAAACUUUAAAUGGAUCUGCAAAAGGCAUUAAACCAGGCAAAUCAGUUUUUUAAUGUGCAUUUUCAUCCUCUGGAAAUAGCUUGAUAUAACAAAGUCAGUUGAAUUGAAUUGCAUUACCUUGAACAAUGUUAAUUUUAUAAUUAGUAAACAUGAUAAUUUAAUUUAGCAUAACGUGAGCACAGAAAGGGAAUUUUUUAUCCUGCAGUUUGAGGACAUUUAGGUGGAUGUACUGUCACUGCCUUCCUUCUAUAUUGUUCCUUGACAAUAGAAUCAUUAUGGUCUAAUAUAAGCCUUAUUUAAUUUCGGGAAGUUCCACUAGGAACCUGUGAUUGUGAUGGUACAUUAAUUUGAUAAUCCUUUUCAAGGUACUUUUAGACUAAAUGUAAUUUUGUGAACAAUUUUUUGGUGGUAUAAAGGUGGCUUUGAAAAAAGCAAAUAUUUCAAAUUUUAGUUACAUAAGAUCUUUGUCUUCUUUUUAUGUUAGCAUUUUUUUUAAAGUCUAAGUACACAAGAUUGAUUUCUUUUUCAUUUGCUAGUUAAAUGAAAGAAAUAAUUGACUGUCUUUAGUAUGAUUUAGCAAUUUUGUAGCUGUGAGGUGGUUAUAUAAAUUUUCAUCAUCUAAAAUGUUUGUCCCUCUGUUACAUUGCUAAUGGCUAUUUUGGAAUAUAAUUUUUCUAGCACAGAGUCACUUGAUAUAACCUAAAUAAAGAAGUAGAUGUGAUAUUGUAGAGAUAAUGUUUUUAAUGUAUUAUUUAUUGCAUUUAAACUAAUUACUUAUAAGAAAUUCUUUU
This is a messenger RNA of Rhopilema esculentum, 1352 nucleotides long. RefSeq names its product cilia- and flagella-associated protein 418. NCBI's taxonomy places the organism in Eukaryota, Metazoa, Cnidaria, Scyphozoa, Rhizostomeae, Rhizostomatidae. Gene Ontology annotation, cellular component: cytosol. The record is from RefSeq and is a predicted model, not a curated record.